AUGACCUAUGAAAACAACAUCGAACCGGUUCGUCCCGACGAACGAACGGACGCCUUUUGUCGAGUGGACAUCGGCCGGGGCACUGUGCCAAUGUGUCGCGCUGUUGCGGCUGCGGCGUCGGCGGGGAAAGUCUACAUUUGGAUAUCAAAGCAAAAGGGGAGAAGUGAUUUCAGUAGAAAAGGUUUAGCAAAACUAUUUUUGUUAUUAUUAUUAUUAUUGUUACCAUUAUUGUUAUUAUUAUUAUUAUUAUUAUUAUUAUUAUUAUUAUUAUUAUUAUUAUUAUUAUUAUUAUUAUUAUUAUUAUUAUUAUUAUUAUUAUUAUUAUUAUUAUUAUUAUUAUUAUUAUUAUUAUUAUUAUUAUUAUUAUUAUUAUUAUUAUUAUUAUUAUUAUUAUUAUUAUUAUUAUUAUUAUUAUUAUUAUUAUUAUUAUUAUUAUUAUUAUUAUUAUUAUUAUUAUUAUUAUUAUUAUUAUUAUUAUUAUUAUUAUUAUUAUUAUUAUUAUUAUUAUUAUUAUUAUUAUUGCAAAAACUACUACAAAAAGUCACCAAACAAAAAAAAAAAACAUACGAAAACUUAUUUCUUUACGCAUUACGGAACUUGAAUGGACUUUAUCACAGAUACGAAGAGAGUUAA
Necator americanus (New World hookworm) is the source of this 633-nucleotide messenger RNA. RefSeq lists its product as uncharacterized. Gene Ontology annotation, cellular component: membrane. The transcript is spliced from 2 exons. Lineage: Eukaryota; Metazoa; Nematoda; Chromadorea; Rhabditida; Ancylostomatidae. The record is from RefSeq and is a predicted model, not a curated record. Gene Ontology annotation, molecular function: ABC-type transporter activity; ATP binding. Gene Ontology annotation, biological process: transmembrane transport. The coding region runs from base 1 to 633 and encodes 210 amino acids.